ACAUCGGUCAGCAUUUUAACCAAUCCAGAGUUGCGGUAAUCUCUUUCAGUGAUGAACCGCGAUUGGAAUUUACAUUAAGCAAUUGCACCGAGAAAAAAGACGUACUGGAGGCCAUCAGAAGAAUUAGCUACAUGUCUGGCGGAACCAACACCGCAUCUGCCAUCCACCUGGCUGUGAACGAGGUGUUUAAAUCAAAAACUGGUGCUAGAAAAGGAGUAAAGAAUAUAAUUGUUGUUAUUACUGAUGGAGAAAGCUUUUCGGAGUCUGAAACAAAAAAAUCGGCUUCGCAGGCAAGACAUAUGGGAAUCAAUCUGUUUGCAAUAGGAGUUGGAACCAGUGUGAAUGUGAAAGAGUUACGUCUAAUUGCUGGAAGUUCCGAACACGUCUACCAAGUGUCGAAUUACGAAGAUCUUAAAAGUAUCAAGGAUGCCUUGAUCAAUAAGACUUGCAUAGAAAUUCAUCAAUCAGCAUACACCACGAAUUUAGAAGAAAACACGCCAUUGGAUGAUACCGUGGACAUGAAAAAAAUUCAUCAGUCAACAAACACCACAGAUUUAGAAAAAGAUAAAACGUUGAAUUGGACCGUGGACUUUGAAAAAAUUCAUCAAUCAAAAAACAACACAGAUUUAGAAAAAGAUAAAGCGUUGAUUGGGACCUUAAACUUUGAAAAAAUACAUCAAACAACAAAUACUUCGAGCAUAGAAGACACGCCACAGAAUGAGACUGUGGAUUUUGAAAAAAUUCAUCAGUCAACAACUACCCAGAUUUUACAAGAAGACACUCCAAUAAAUAAAACAGUGGAGAUAGAAUAUUGUAGUGGAAAGCCAGCUGAUGUUCUUUUCCUGCUAGAUUCUUCCAGCAGCAUAUCUCGCAAUGAUUUCAAAAAGCAACUUAGUUUCAUCAAAUCGGUUGUAAAUGUAUUUGACAUUAAUCCACAAAAAACUGCGGUAGGAGUAUCCACUUUUAGUGAUGAUUUUCGGUCUGUUAUCCAUCUCAAUGAAUUCACGUCAAAGGAGAGUAUUUUCAAGGCUGUCGACAAAGUUCCUUAUCUCAGAGGCGGGACAGACACAGGGAAUGCCCUUAAGAACAUAAUAGACUUUGAUUUUAAAUUCGCUCGUCCAAAUGUUGCCCACAUCCUUAUUAUUAUAACUGAUGGUUUAUCACGUGACCCUUUUGAGACUUUUCUACAAGCGAGCAAACUUAAGAAAACCGGAGUUUCUAUUUUUGCGAUAGGUGUGGGGCCUUUUGUGGAUCAGAAAGAACUAAAAACUAUGGCAAGCCCUCCAAAAGAAGGCCUUGAUUUUGUAUUCAACUUCUCAACGUAUGAUGCGUUACAUUCUAUUAAGAAUCUACUUGCCAUCAAAACAUGUGUCAUUGCUGGACUGCAUAUGAAAGACCGUCCAAUUUGCAUUUUGAACAAACCCGUUGACAUUGUCUUCACCUUUAAUGCUGCUACAAUUGGAAAUCGUGGCACUCGAAGUAUUUUGAAAACAGUCCAAAACUUUGAAAAAUUGAGAUUUCAAAAUGAAUCAGACAUGCGUGUUGGCGUCAUUUCUCAAUCAUGUGCUUAUGGGGGUGACCUUCCAUUACAGACCCCAAACAAAAAUUUAGCAGUAACAUUUGAUAAGAUGUCUUUCCUCAUUAAAAGAACGAAAAGCUAUGGAUUGACCGAGGAGAAUGGUGCCAGAAGCGAGGCAGUCCACAUUGUUGUUCUAAUUGUUGACACACUUCUGACAAUGGAGGACGAGAUAGAGAUUCUGGAGUUAGAGGCUAUUGUAAAUAAAAUGUAUAUUGCCUACGUGGGCAACAUUCACAAUAAAAAUUCCAUUCUCAGUGUUUCCUCGGCUUCUGUGACAACUCUUUCAUUGGUUGACUUCACGGCUAUAGAGAGCCUAUCGGGAUAUCUUCAAGAGGAAAUAUGUCAAAUGGUUCAGAUUAAUUAAAAAAGAAGCAAGAAACAGAUCAAAACUAGUAAAAAAAGGUAUAAAUUAAAAGACAUCAAAUGAAAAUCAAACAAUCAAGCAAUACUUUUUUUAAUUGUUAGUACUUUAUUUUCUUCUGAA
Messenger RNA from Saccostrea cuccullata (small rock oyster), 2063 nucleotides. RefSeq names its product collagen alpha-6(VI) chain-like. Bases 132 to 1943 code for a protein of 603 amino acids. The record is from RefSeq and is a predicted model, not a curated record. Lineage: Eukaryota; Metazoa; Mollusca; Bivalvia; Ostreida; Ostreidae. The transcript is spliced from 8 exons.